Colletotrichum karsti is the source of this 720-nucleotide messenger RNA. Its product is annotated as glutathione s-transferase. NCBI's taxonomy places the organism in Eukaryota, Fungi, Ascomycota, Sordariomycetes, Glomerellales, Glomerellaceae. The transcript has 3 exons. The coding region runs from base 1 to 720 and encodes 239 amino acids. The record is from RefSeq and is a predicted model, not a curated record.
AUGCCGGAACAACUCAUUCUCUUCGACAUCCCUGACAAGAAUGGCGUUACUUGGUCACUAAACCCAUGGAAAGCCCGUUUGGCUCUGAACUACAAGGGCAUUGACUACAAGACGGAAUGGCUCGAGUAUCCCGACAUCGAGCCCAGACUGAAGCCGACCGGCCUCGAAGGCGACCCUGAGCAGAUCAAGCCGUACACCUGCCCUGCGGUGCAGUUCCCCGACGGGACGUAUGUCAUGAACAGCAAGAAAAUCAUCAAGCGUCUCGAAGAAGAAUACCCCGAGAAGCCUUUGAACGCUGAUUCGGAGCUGACCCAGGCGGUGCUGGACGUCGCGUCGCCGCUCUUUGAUGCUUUGGCCCCAAUGCUUCUGCAUGCCGUCCAGAGCAAGCUUCUCAGUGAGCGCAGUGCGAAGUACUUCUGGGACACACGCAAGGAAUUCCUCAACAUGACGCUUCCCGAGUUCGAAGAGAAGUACGGUGGCGAGAAGGCCUGGGAAAGGGCCAAGAAGCCGCUGGAUGAAUCUGCUGCGCUGUUGAACAAGACUGAGGGACCUUUUUUCCACGGCCAAGACGUAUCUUAUGCCGACUUUAUCUUUGUUGGUUUCUUAGACUUCGCCAAGAAGUGUGACGAGGACAUCUACGCACGCAUCAUCCAGGCCUCAAACUCUUUCGACGUGCUUUACAAGGCCUGCGGUCCGUGGUUGAAGCGACGGGAUUCUUGA